Messenger RNA from Chenopodium quinoa (quinoa), 552 nucleotides. RefSeq lists its product as uncharacterized. Lineage: Eukaryota; Viridiplantae; Streptophyta; Magnoliopsida; Caryophyllales; Amaranthaceae. The transcript has a single exon. Bases 1 to 552 code for a protein of 183 amino acids. The record is from RefSeq and is a predicted model, not a curated record.
AUGGGAAUUCUGAGGAUACUCGAUGGAAUUAUUGAGGAGAUCCACUCUCUUUUAGCUCGUUUCUGGUGGGGGACUACGGGAGCAACAAGAAAGUUACAUUGGCAGAAAUGGGAUGACUUAUGUAAACCAAAGAGUAUGGGUGGUCUAGGCUUUCGUGAUCUCCGUUGUUUCAAUCAAGCUCUCCUGGCAAAACAGAUUUGGCGACUUCACCAUAACCAAGGUUCCCUCGUGCAUUCUAUUUUAAAAGCAAAAUAUUUUAAACAUUGUGAUGUGCUUGAAGCCUAUCGGGGUUAUGAUCCGAGUUAUACGUGGAGAAGCAUAUGGGGUGCUAAAUCUUUGCUUCUUGAGGGGUUGAAGUGGAGAGUGGGAAAUGGAACUGAUAUCCCGGUUUGGGAUUGUGCGUGGUUGCCAGGGAACUCUUCGAUAUGUGUACCUUCCCUAUUGGAUAGAAGUGAUAUGAGCUUGCGAGUCUGUGACUUGAUUGAUCAUGAAUCAAUGUCGUGGCGAGAGGAGGUAAUUCGCAAUAACUUUAAUGUUAUUGAGCAAACUUAA